Molecule: messenger RNA, 3374 nt
Organism: Exaiptasia diaphana
Lineage: Eukaryota; Metazoa; Cnidaria; Anthozoa; Actiniaria; Aiptasiidae
Product: TBC1 domain family member 16
Exons: 6
Coding region: 121-2193 (690 amino acids)
Biological process (GO): activation of GTPase activity
Cellular component (GO): early endosome
Molecular function (GO): GTPase activator activity
Source: RefSeq, a predicted model, not a curated record
UUCAGCUUGUGGUAUCUACAGUAGAUGUAUUUUGUCGCUGAAGAGAGCUAAAAUAUGGAUUUGUGAUGAACGCAAGARGUUUUGUCGAUGUUUUUAAUAAGAAUUUAACGACCAACUGUGAUGCUUAGCUACCUUGUGUUAAAGUACUCGGGAGCUUUUAGCGGCCACAAACCAAGUCAGUCGGAGUUCUUCAUCGAUGAUGAUGAUUGUGAAGAAGAAGAGGAACUGUUGUUCUGUAAGAAUAAUGUCUCCGUCCCUGAUACUAAAGUAGARCAAGGAGAAACUCCUGGAUAUUUUAUUUUGAAAUGUAGAACUCGUUUGAGCGGCCGUAAACGACUCAUUAUAUCAUGGACACCAAACUCACACCUCGUAGGUAAACAUAGAACUAGUGAAACUCCACCUUGCACAUUCACGACUCCAAAUGAACGCCAAGAAGAGAUUCAAAAAGUUUUCAAUGUAGAUUUAAGUGAAAUGAAGUCGUUGCUAUUAUUUUACGAUAGCGAUAAGCGAACAAGUGGUCAGUUUGUCAUUGGCAACUAUGAAAAUCACUACAAAGUUUUUAACUUUCCCAUUGGGGGCCUUGAAAAGAUCACGGAAAUUUUAGAAUCGUGGGAAUGGUGUGCGAGUCAAAAGGUUAAUGAUGACGAGAAGAGGAAAAAGUUAUUCUUGGUUACUCUGAGAUCCCCUGUCAGUAAAGAUAGUUACGUGGAAGAAGGAAGAUACAAUCCAAUGCCCUAUGAUGUAUGGAAAACACUGUUCAAUGAGAAGGGUCAAAUCGAGGAUGUUGCCAAUUUUCGCAGAGCUGUGUUUUUUGGUGGACUAAGUCCUGAAGUUAGAAAAGAAGCCUGGAAAUUCUUGCUGUUUUACUAUAGUUUUAGCUCUACACACAAAGAAAGGGCUGAGUUGAAAGCUCUCAAAGAAUUAGAAUACCUGGAGAUUCAUCGCAAAAGACUUUCUAUGACUGACCAAGAACACCAGGWAUUCUGGAAAGCAGUGCAAUGCACAGUUGAUAAAGAUGUGCCAAGAACAGACAGAUCACAUCCGUACUUUGCUGGCAGUGAUAACCCAAACACUGAAGUUAUGAGAAAUAUCCUAUUGAACUAUGCCGUACAUAACCCURUCGUGGGMUACAGUCAAGGAAUGUCUGACCUUGUUGCUCCAGUACUUGCUGUGGUACAGGAUGAGGUGGAUGCAUUUUGGUGUUUUGCAGGUUUGAUGGAAGCAAGUGUCUUUGUUACAUCACCUAAAGAUGAUAUCAUGGAUAAACAGUUGAGAUACCUAAGAGAGUUAACCAGAAUGCUUGAACCAAGAUUUUAUGCGCAUUUGCUGAUUAAAGAUGAAGGUCUUGACAUGCUGUUUUGUCACCGAUGGUUGUUGCUCUGCUUCAAACGCGAGUUUUUCAAUGCUGAGGUUCUUCUAAUGUGGGAAGCCUGCUGGUCGCGCUAUCAGACUGAGUAUUUUCAUAUCUUCCUGUGUGUUGCCAUGGUGCAAGAAUAUGGCCAUCAGGUCAUCGAAAAGGACAUGCAAGUCGACGAUAUGCUUCAGUACUUUACCGACUUGUCACUGAAAAUGGACGGUAGUUUGGUCUUACGAAAAGCCCGUCAACUUCUCCUCAAGUUUCGGCAAUUGCCGUAUAUACCCUGUUGUGUACGGGGUUUGCUCUCAGGCCCUGGUGUGUGGGACAGUGCUCCUUUGCCCGUUAUCGAGUGCCUUUGUCGUGGAACGUGUCUCUUCGAUGAAGAUAUACCUUUUCAAGCAGAACCUGAAUUAAAAUCUGAGGAGGAUGAAAGGGAGAAAUAUCAAGAUGAACUGCCUGAAAAAGUAAAGAACAAGAAAGAAAACACAGAAUGUACUGAUGUUAUUACAGAAGAAAAGGUUGAAGAAGAUAAAAACGAAGAUAACGAUCGCGAAGUUAUUAUAAUAGAGCAAAAAGAACAAGACGAAAAACCAAAUUUGAYUGAGCAGGUUAAGAAAAUACAUGUAAACACUCAAAAUGAAGAAUCAGAAGUUAAUGCUGUCAUUACAGAAGAAAACGUUGAAGAUGUAAACGAAGAAAAAACUCGUGAAGUUAUCGUMAACGAACAAGACCCGAUAGAAACAGGUGAAGUUAUUACGGAAGAAGAAAAACCAAAUUUGACUGAACAAGUUGAUAAUCAGACGAUUGAUGUCGCAGAGGAGAGCAAAGCUAAUUGAAUAUAACUUUACUGAUAGGAAAUAUUACUUAAUUACUCGUAUAACGAGAGAUUUGUUUGGUCAAACGAGCGUGCUUUAUAAAGGCCCGUUUACGUUUUUCGCGAUUUUUGCAGUGCGAUAAUCGCCACUUUGUUAUCGCGCAACUCAAAUCGUACGUGUAAACAGCCCUGCGAUUGUUGCGGCGAUGGCAAAUCGCUGCGAAGUUGCAGCAAAUUUUUCAAGAAUGUUCGAAACUCAGGCGAUGGUUGCGCGACGUUCGCCGCGAGAUUCGCUCUGCAAAAAUCGCAAGUGUGAAAAAGGGGCCUUAAUAGUCCAAAGCACCCCUUCUUGACCUGCAUUAUUUUGUGAUAAAUCAAAUCGGGAUGAUAAAAAUUACUCAAAAAGUGUGAGACUAUGUCAUUAGGUUCGCGUUUCUAUUCCAAUUUGUCCUGGUUGCUUUUUUGAAUGAUAUAAAACAACUAAAUUUGUAAGUGAAAUUAUCAACGGUAUCAGUUCUGAUCAUCGCGUUUUAACCGGGAGAACGGUUAAUUAACCUUGACGUAUACUGGUUUGUUUAGAAUGUUGCAUAGAUUUGAUUAAUAACAGUGAUAUUUACCUUAAGUGAAUGUUCGUUACCGUAUGCACCAUCAGUAAUUUGUUAGGGCGUGGUACACGAGCGUAAACCUAUUAAAGGAACACCGCCAACCGACAACCUUUGCGGUCAUUUGCUUUCUUUUAAGAAAGAUCUGUCGUUGAAAGUUGUUUUCUGAUUGGUUCAGCAUCAAAGAUUGCGUUUUUUCGUAUGUGAAAAAAUCGCGCAGAGGUUUUCGGUUACACGUGGGACUUUACUAACUGUUUAGUUUAUUUUAGAAGAGUAAYUAUAAUGUCUGAUUUUAAAUUUUUAUCAGAUUGCCUUUAGGGAAGACAAUAGUUUGAUAAAUUCUCAGGUGUUUUUAUUUUUUUCCGUUGAGAACUGCUUGAAACUGGCUUGACUUGAUGUCGAUAUUAAAAUAAAUAACUUUCUUUAAAGUGGACAUGGGGUCAAUUAUACAGAAAACUAGUCAGAUUAUAUAAAAUAAUUUGAUACAUAGAGUUUGUAAUUCCUAUUAUUGGUAAUAUAAUUUGCAAUAAGCUCUUUUUAAUCCAAUUAGAUGUAAAUAAAACUGAAAACGAGUGAGAACAAUAAAGAUAAUGAUUUUGGU